AUGAGCAAGUACUAUAUUCAAGCAAUGCAAUAAGAAGUGGUACUUUCAAACAUUUUAGAAUUUUUCUAUAGGAUUUAGAAUAAGAGAGACAACGAAAAAUAGGUAGAUAAUCCUCCAAGAAUUGAGCACAAACAUAAUUUGAUACCUAGAAUCCAAACUGAUUACAUUGAUACUCAUAUUGAGUAAACUUCUCCAGACAGAGACCCGACAAAUUUCAUUUAUGAAUCAUUUUCUAGUACUGUAAAAAGCAAAGAGUAAUUUCAUUUAUAAUCUCAACCACAAUAUUAAAUUGCUAAUCUCGAUGAACCCAAAGAAUACUUAGAAGUUAAUAGAAGAAACUUUUUCUCUCCCAAAAACUUUUUCAGCUAGAACAAAGAUUCUCUAUUUUAGUAGUCCUUACUCCAGUCUGACAUUUAUUCGCCAAGAGAUGAUUCACUUUUAAAUAAAAAUAGCUUAAUUAAUAGCACUUAAGAAUUACUCUCACAACAUCUAAUAACACCUAAAAUAAAUCAAAUGCCUAAAUAGAUAUUAAUUCAAAAAUCAAGGUAGAAAAUCUUCAACAUUAGGCAUGGCUCAAUGAGGAAAAUUGCACUAAGUCCGAUUAAAUCGGAUGUCAUCAAUAAAUCUAUGAUUAAUUUCCGUUCUUAAUAGCCCUCUCCUUAGAAUAGAUAAUAAUUAAACCUAACUCAAAUUAAAAAGGAUAUAUUGUAGCAAGAAUAAAUAAAAAAGAGAAAAAAAUUGAAAGUUCACAACAUCCACAAUAAAUGUACACUUACAACAGACUAAAUCACAACAAUUUUCAAAGCUAAAUGUACUGAUAACAACAUUGAAUUUCAGUAGUACUACCAUGAUAACUUCAGAGAUUACUGCCGAGAAAAAUGUGUAAAUGGAAAAAUUCUGUUAUAAGAUAUGAGUAUGGGAUAAAAAUGCGCUGAGGAAUUAUGCCUAAUAAUGAUGAACCCAGGAAACUAUAUUAGCCACGUGGAUAUUUCCAAAAAUCCUAUUAAAGAUAUUGGUGUUAUACUAAUCAUGCAUGCUGUAAAAAGAUCUAAAACUAUUAUAUGGCUAGAUAUUUCAUCAACAGAAAUGACGAAUAAAGGAGCAUCGAGAGUUUUCAAAAGUCUAAAAAAGAACGAAUCUCUAAUUAAAUUAGUCAUGACCAAUUACGAUGGUCUUAUUAAGAAUUCUUUCACAAAUCACUAUGUUAGUUAAACUGUUGAAUUAUUCUAACACAAUUAUUUCGUUUAAUUUCUUGACCUAUCAAAUACUAAGAUCGGAAAUUAUGGGUUUAGACUUUUGGCUAAUGCACUUAAGUUUAAUGAAACUAUAAUCUAGCUAUACUUGGAAAAUUGUGAAAUUACUGAAAAAUCUUCUCAAGUCUUUGUAGAACUCUUUUAAACCUUCAGGAUCUAAGAUUUAAACUUAAGCAGGAAUAGAAUUUUGAAUUAAGGUUCAUGCUCACUUUCAUAACCACUUCUCGAAGACUAAAAAUCUUAAAUUAAGAUUUUAUAUUUAGCUGAAUGCUGUAUUAAAGAGAGACCAGGUUUUACUUAUAUGUUUCAAUGUUUAAAGUAAACUAGAUUUCUGGAGAAACUGAUUUUGGAUCAGAAUGAGAUAGACUAUAACUGCUGUGCAACUUUAGGGAAUUCUUUGAGGUCUAAUAAAAGCUUGAAGCAUCUAUCAAUGAAUAAUUGCAAUCUUGAUGAUAGAGGUAUGAUAUAUAUCUUGGAUAUGCUAGCUAAUAAUUAUACGAUAACUCAUUUAAGCGUCAACCAUAAUAGUAUCGGAAGAGAAAGCAUGCAAAGAUUUAGUGAACUUUUUCAUUACUAAAGACGUUCAUUAGCACUAAAAUACCUAGACUUAUCAUUUAAUAGGCUUGACGAUGAGGCAGGAUAUUUAUUGGCUUAAGGACUAGAACAUUUUACAGAUGUGGGGACAUUAAAUUUGAGGAAUAAUGCUAUAUAGCUAAAAACUGUCAGAAAGUUGAUUGAUGUACUUAGAACGACAAGAUUUUGCAAACUUAUUAAUGUAGAUCUUGAUUUCAAUCUUACUAUACCUCAGAGAUUUAUGUCUGAUAUCUAAUAAAUGAUCAGUAAAAAUAAACUUCAUCAGAAAAAAAUUUAGCAUAGAGCUAUGAAUUUCUAUAAAGCUAUGAUGGAGAAAGUUGAUUGUAAGGAGGAAAUGGCUAGAUCUAAUAGAAUAUUAGAGGAAAUAUUAAUGAAAAAAGAUGAGCAAAAAGAUGAAUUUGAAAUGUUAGAGACAUAAUUAGAACUAAUAAAAUUGUAAACUAAAAUAAUGUAUGAAAAUCUACAAAGUACAGCUCAGAAAGAAGAAGAUUAACUUAAAGAAUAGAAAUCAAUUAUUUCUGAGCUAGAUAAGAAAUAAAAGAUAAUCAAUAGAUAAAAGAAUGAUGAAGUCAAUAAUUAGUAUGAAAUGAAAUACAAAGUUUAAGAUUAAAGCAAUCUUAUCAUUCGUGAAAAAAGAACUAAUGACAGAAAAUGGCAAAGCGUAAAUUUAGUUAAAUAAUUAUUUUAGGGCAAGAGCAAACUAGCAUAAAUUAAAGCUGGAAAAUGA
Stylonychia lemnae is the source of this 2574-nucleotide messenger RNA. Lineage: Eukaryota; Ciliophora; Spirotrichea; Sporadotrichida; Oxytrichidae. The record is from the annotation of a GenBank genome assembly.